Molecule: messenger RNA, 2979 nt
Organism: Acipenser ruthenus (sterlet)
Lineage: Eukaryota; Metazoa; Chordata; Actinopteri; Acipenseriformes; Acipenseridae
Product: PC4 and SFRS1-interacting protein-like
Exons: 17
Coding region: 141-1820 (559 amino acids)
Biological process (GO): regulation of transcription by RNA polymerase II
Cellular component (GO): nucleus
Molecular function (GO): double-stranded DNA binding; transcription coregulator activity
Source: RefSeq, a predicted model, not a curated record
AUUUAAAACGAAUUAGCAUUUGAAGUCUGCAUCUCCGCAUAUGUCUUCCUGUGCAUUUUGCUCAACCCUAUGAAGUUUGCGGAAGAACCCAAUAAACAAGGGGGUACGGCUUAGUAGGUGACUACGUGAAUCCAGCAAACAUGACUCGAGAUUACAAACCAGGCGAUCUGAUUUUUGCCAAAAUGAAGGGCUACCCUCACUGGCCAGCCAGGGUUGAUGACGUUCCAGAUGGAGCAGUAAAACCUUCCAAUGUUAAAUUGCCAAUUUUCUUCUUUGGCACUCACGAGACUGCAUUUCUGGGCCCCAAAGACAUCUUCCCCUAUGCAGAAAACAAAGACAAGUAUGGCAAGCCCAACAAAAGGAAGGGUUUUAAUGAAGGCCUUUGGGAAAUUGAAAAUAACCCAAAAGUCGAGCUCUCUGACCAAGAGAUGCAGCCAGUGGGGAGUGUGACCGGCAAGGACCCUGUAUCUGACAGCAGCCAAGAACAAGAACAGCAGGUGGAGGAAGAAGCAAAGGCUGGAGAUAAAAGAAGAAAAUCCACAAGUGCCAAAGUACCUGCUAAACGCGCUCGCUUGGCUACUGCUGGUUCUGAGGGAGAUCAGAAGGAGGCAGAGGGUGCAAACAAGGAUACUGUGAACUUGCCAGUUUCUGGUUAUGACACUGCCAAGAAAGGUGUACCUGAGACACCAGUGAAAGCCAAAAGAGGAAGAAAGAAAAAGAUUUUGGACAUGGAACCAGAAUCUGAAAAGGAUGAAGUAAUUGCCAGCCCUGUAUCAAGCCCACCAGUUGCUGAGGUUGUGACUCCCAAACGACGAGGCAGGAAACCUAAAGUAGAAAAGCUGCUGUCUCCUCCUCUUCCUCCUACCUCUGGGAGUGAGAUGGAUUUGAGUGAACCAGAGAGGAAGAGGAAGCGAGGGUUGGAAGAGAAACCUACAAAGCCACAGAAAUCUGAGGAGGAAGACAAAAAGAAGGAUGGGAGGAAGAGAAAGGAUGAAGAAAAGCCCACAGACACUGGUGAGAAAGAAAGCAAGAAAGAACCAGAGGUCAAACGGAGAAAAAAUGCCAAGGGAGGAUCCUCGUCCGACUCGGAAGAAGACGGAGAGAAAAACAAGAAUGAUAGAUUUGCAGCUGCCAAAAGGCGCAACGUCUUAAAAGCACAGCAAGAUAUGUUGGAGAUAGAAAGGGAUGAAAGGAGACGUAAACUUGAAGAGCAAACGGCUUCAGAGCAAAGCAAAGAGGAUGGAAAGAAGCCAGAAGAAAAGAAAGUGGAAAAGAAAAAAGAUUUAUCAGCGGACUCGAGGCUUCAAAGGUUACAUGGAGAAAUCAAAAUAUCACUGAAGAUAGACAGCCCAGAUGUGAAAAAGUGCAUUGAGGCAUUGGAUGAGCUCGGAACACUCCAGGUUACAACUCAGCAUCUGCAAAAGCACAGCGAACUUAUUGCAACUCUCAAAAAGAUCCGUAGGUUCAAAGCCAGCCAGGAUAUCAUGGACAAAGCCACGAUGCUGUACAACAAGUUUAAAACCAUGUUCCUUGUUGGGGAGGGUGAUUCUGUCAUUACUCAAGUGCUGAACAAGUCCCUUGCAGAGCAAAGGCAGCACGAGGAAGCCAAGAAAGGGGCCAUCAAGAAAGCAGAGCAAGCCAAAGAACUAAGCACAGACACCAAGGGAAUGAGUGGAGAUGCAGAGAAAAAUCCAUCCCAGCAGGACCAGGAUAAAGAAGAGACCACUGGCAAUGCAGAACAGAGCAGUGCUGGAAAAGAACCGACUAAAGAGGAAUCUGAAAAACAGCAGAACGGUGGCGAGUCUUUGCCUGAAAAUUAGACUGAAGGCGGAGGAAACUGUCACCACUCUGUUUAAUAUCGCAGCAACAGAACUUAUGUUUUGUGUGGUGUGUGUUUUGUUUUUUUUGUUUUGUUUCUUGUUUUUUGUUUUUUAAUUAGAUCUUUUCAGACAUUUUGACUUUGUUGUGAUUGUACCCUAUAUUUGACAUUCAAAACUAGGUAGAUAUUUGAAAGUUUUAAACCAAGUCUGUUUUAUAUUAAAAUGUGAUAGUUUUAAAACUGUUACACCUCUGUAGUCCUUUCUCCAAAGCCGUGCAUGUACAGCAAUACAGAUUUUGGUACAUUUGGUUGAAAGACCAUAAAAUGAGUGGCUGUAUUUGUAAACAAAAUAAAGUCCAUACAGGCCAACUGCUGUCACGGUCCAUUUUACAGUAAAUAAACAUUUGAAUUCAGGAAAUAUUCGCUGGUUUUAUUCAUAAUCUGCCUUUUUCAAAAUGUUUGUGAAGUGUUGUCUUUUUUCUAGUGUAUUUAGUAAGUUCUUUGUGACUCUACUCACAAUUUUGAAGAAUCCUCAGUUCAGAGUUGGAUUCAUCUGCUUUCAUUGUUUCCAGGUCAUAAUCCUUUCUGUGAAGCUCUUUGUCAGUGUACCCCUUAUUUGUUGGCAUGUCGAAACCAUAAACUUUAAGGCACACCUAACUUUGAGAACUUAACUUUAAAUCUAGGCCUAUAACUUUUGCUUGGGAUACAAAUACUAGUAUGGUCAAAUGUAGCUGAUUUGUAAGUAAUGUCAUUUUGUUGUUUUUAAACAUUAACUGUAAACCUGGGUUAGUCUUUUUAGUAGGAGCAGCUAAGAGUUCUGUUUCCUUGUUUUUUGUUCUUGUUGGUGUACUUGUACAUAUUUCUUAAAUACUGCUCAUUUACAACUUUACUUUUUUUAGCGUGUUUGUUUGUUUUGUUUUUUUAUAAAUGCACCAAUAAAGCUAUAGUAAACUGCCAAAGUAGUUUUUUCUUUUGCUUAAAAUUUAUUUUCAAAGGUAAUGCUGCUGUUAAAGUUCUCAUUAUUAAAGUUGUAUUAAAUGUUUUGUUCACAUGUUGUAUUUUACCGACACGUUUAUGUAAAUACAAAGUAUUUUUGUGCUUAGAAUUCUUAAUUCUGUUCUGCCACCAUUAAUAAAAAGGUUUGUCUAAUGUUUUAUGUA